Molecule: messenger RNA, 1432 nt
Organism: Rhizophagus irregularis DAOM 181602=DAOM 197198
Lineage: Eukaryota; Fungi; Glomeromycota; Glomeromycetes; Glomerales; Glomeraceae
Source: RefSeq, a predicted model, not a curated record
UUUUUUUUCCUUUACUUUAAUAAUAAACAAACUUUAUUAUCCAAUCAAAUUAUGUCAUCGGUCGCAUCAAGAUUGCCAUUAGACGUUUUAAGAAUCAUUUUUACAUCUAUUCGUAAAUCUAGUAAAAAUCCAAAUAAUGAUGAUUAUGAUAUAAGACGUUAUUUACAUUCUUGUAUUUUAGUAAAUCGUUCAUGGUGUAGAGCUGCUAUACCACUUUUAUGGAGAAAUCCUUUUUAUUAUUUUAAAAAUGGAAAUGCAAAAUUAGUUGAUACUUAUAUUUCAUGUUUUGGUUACGAAGAAUAUAUUUAUCUUGAAGAGGAAGGUUUAGAGUUAAACAGAAAAAGUUAUGCAAGACCUACUUUUGAUUAUGCUUCUAUGUUGAAAAGAUUAGACUAUGACAGAUUUUGUCAAUCCGUUGAUGUUUGGUGUGGUUAUUUAGAAAAUGCUCCUUAUAAUUCAAUCUCUUUAAUGAUAAGAGCAUUAUUUAAAUUAUUUCUUACAAGAUCCGUUAUAUUAUUACAUUUGGUUCUCGGUGAAUGGCUUUCACGAAAAGCAACCGAUUAUAGAUAUACAAGAUUAAUAGAACGAGAAUUUAAAAAUUUAUUAGAACCGGUUAGAAAAUUAAAAAUUCAAGGUGAAUUCGUUAAAGAUCGAGUUUUAACUGAAUUAAAAGAUUCUUGUAAAAAUUUGGAUAAAUUAUUCGUAUAUCUUCAAGAUUCACCUCCAAAUUAUACAGAAGAAUUGGAAUCUUUACGAGAAUUUGUAAAUACUCAAACUCGUUUAAAAUCCCUUAAAGUUGCCAAUGUUAUACCUAAUACAAUUUUUCCUUCAUUAUCAACACAAUCGAAAAGUCUUUGUUCAAUUCAUUUUUGGAAAAUAGAUUUUAGGAGUUGUGAAGAAUUACCUUGGGAAAAUCUUACUGCAUGUAAAAAUUUACAAAAAUUAAAAUUUAAAGAUUGUAUAGGAUUUGGUGAAACUAUGUAUGAAGGUUUAACGAAAUCAUAUUUUCCAAAUUUAAAAUUACUUGCUAUAAUUGGUGAUAGUAAAAAUGAACUUGAUGAAUAUAUUAUUCAAUCUGAUUGGCAAGCUUUUCUUGAUAGUCCAAAUAUAUGGGACACUUCUACUGUUGAAGAAUUUCUAAAAGUUCAUCAAUUUCAAAUUCCUUCCGAAAAACAAACUUUAUUGGAAUGUCAAAAAUUUAUCGAUUGGGGAAUUAAACAAGGUUCUGUUGUCGUAUUAGGAAGAUGGAGUAUUGCUUCCGCUAUUCAAAAAUUUGGUCAAGUUAUAAGAAGAGUUACAUUAACCUGGACGUUUUCGGAUGAAUUUUAUAAUAUUUAUCGCCAAUACUUACAAAUAUUACAUAAAUGGAAUAUUACAUAAUGGUACCUAAUGACGAAAUAGUAUUUAUUAUUAUUACUCCGAUUACUCCGAC